GGUUAAUCCAAAGCGUCGCUUUGUGUCUGAUAGCUUUGCGUGCGAAAGUAAGGAAGAUGUCGGUGUCUAGUUCGGCCAGUAAGAACCACCCAGCAGAUAUGCCCCGAAACCGUCGUGUAAAUGGGUCAGCCAAUGGCUCCGACAAACCAGUAUCGAAGCCUGCGUCUCUGCCAGAAACCCAUAUGGAGUUCGGUGGUCCUGCUGGAGUGACGGCGUUGGUGUUGGGAUUUCCACUACUGAUGUACUACAUGUACCUUGGUGCGACGCUCUACGAUGGCCAUCCUCCAACACCACAGAAUGGCGAGACCAUCAGUGAGUUCCUGUACCAUCUUUUCGACCUUGCGUACACCCACGCGUUCCCUCAUCGGCGAGCAUGGGCCAUCUACUGGACCUUCCUGAUCCUACAAGGAAUCGGGUACAUUUAUCUGCCAGGAGUAUACGGCAAAGGAAAGUGUUUGCCUCAUCUGAACGGGAAGCAGCUCGACUACUAUUGUUCGGCGGUAUCAUCCUGGUAUAUAACCAUUGCUGGCUCGUUGGCUCUGCACUUUACCGGGGUCUUUCGUCUUGAUACGUUGAUCAACGAAUUCGGCCCGAUUAUGUCGGUGGCUAUCUGUUCAGGGUUCCUGGUCUCCAUAAUCGCCUAUGUGUCGGCAUUGGCCAGAGGAGCGCAACAUCGCAUGACUGGCUCACACAUGUAUGACUUCUUCAUGGGUGCCGAACUGAACCCUCGGCUGUUCAAAUGGCUCGACAUGAAGAUGUUUUUCGAAGUUCGAAUCCCCUGGUAUAUCCUGUUCCUCCUGUCACUGGCCACAGCACUGAAGCAGUGGGAAGAAUUGGGUUAUGUUUCGGGCGAAGUGUGUUUCGUGCUGAUGGCACACUUCCUGUACGCCAACGCGUGCGCCAAGGGCGAGGAAUUGAUUAUCACCAGUUGGGAUAUGUAUUACGAGAAAUGGGGAUUUAUGCUCAUUUUCUGGAACCUCGCGGGUGUGCCAAUGAGCUACUGCCACUGCACCCUGUACCUCGCGUCUCACGACCCAUCAACCUAUCGUUGGAAUCGAGUUGCGCUGGCUGCACUGUUCGCGAUGUAUCUCUUUGCUUACUGGGUUUGGGACACAUGCAAUAGCCAGAAGAAUAUGUUCAGAGCCCAGGAACGCGGGUUCUGGGUUGACCGGAAGACAUUCCCUCAACUUCCCUGGAAAUACAUCGAAAACCCGGACAAGAUUCCUACUGUAACGGGUGACUCCAUUCUGUGCAGUGGAUGGUAUGGUAUGGCACGCAAAGUGCACUAUACUUGCGAUUGGUUUUUCGCCUUUUCUUGGGGGUUGAUUACAGGAUUCAACUCCCCAUUUCCAUGGUUCUACUCGGUGUUUUUCACGACGAUGAUUAUUCACCGCGUCAUUCGGGACAUCCAGCGAUGCCGGGAGAGAUACGGCGAGGCGUGGGCGGAAUACGAACGCCGGGUUCCAUACCUGUUCAUUCCGUAUGUAAUCUAAGAUUCAAUUCCAGUCCGUGAUGGAGUGGGGGCAUCUGUUUUGGUGUGUAAGAUAGCGAUGGAUAUUGGACCUUAAGUGCAACGUUGUUAGCCUAAAGUGUCGCUCAUGUAAUUAGAAUUCAAUAUAUCCAUCACCGAUCGGUUCGCCCCGAUGAAGUCGUUCAGAAACAUGGAGAUAUCUUCCUGACUCAUUGUAGAGUCGAAUGUGUCUUCCGGCCACGGCACGUUUGGUAGAGAAAUGUUGGCCGGGCCAUCUAUCGUAGUGGGAAUGACAAGUGAGCCAUCCUGGUGUUGUUCCAGACCCAUCAGAGUCUGCUGAGAUUCCACAAGAACUUGCGCCGCUCUGGCAAACGCCUCACAGAUUGUAUAAAGAUGUCUCGAUCCGCGAGACAGCCCCUUGAUGAGGUCUAGAGACUUGACCGUCUCCUGGAGAAGAGUGAGGUCGGCGUUGCUGGCAGUGGUAAUCGCAUGUGUGAAGACAAUCACAAAUGGCGCAAAUGAUGGGUAGAGUAGGAUCCAAUGAACGUAUUCAAUUUGCUUAUGGGUUUGGCGACCGCGGAAAUAGGUGAAGCAUUUAAGGUGGCUAUGCAAAGCUAGUGUGGCGGCUUCAUAGCAUCGGGAUGAG
Messenger RNA from Aspergillus pseudotamarii, 2117 nucleotides. RefSeq names its product c-24(28) sterol reductase (gene erg4A). The coding region runs from base 57 to 1493 and encodes 478 amino acids. Gene Ontology annotation, cellular component: endoplasmic reticulum membrane. Gene Ontology annotation, biological process: ergosterol biosynthetic process. The record is from RefSeq and is a predicted model, not a curated record. NCBI's taxonomy places the organism in Eukaryota, Fungi, Ascomycota, Eurotiomycetes, Eurotiales, Aspergillaceae. Gene Ontology annotation, molecular function: Delta24(24-1) sterol reductase activity. The transcript has 6 exons.